AUGGGAGUCAUCGGCGUCCGCCCCGGGGUCCCGGGCAAGCCGGCGCUUUCGGCACUUCCGCCCCAUCCCACGAGGGGCCAUUGCUCCCCAUUCCAGUGUCACUCGACAGAGAUGCCAUCUCCACCGGAUGACCAACCAGCACGCUCCGCGUCCGCUAAUCGUCUCUUGGACCUCGCAUCCAGCUUACCUAUUUCGAAUGAAGCAGCGGAGAAGACGCUGGCCCAUUUUCGGACUGAGAAUUUAAAGUUCCUCCCCUUCAUGCAUAUCCCUUCUCAUUACACAUCCUACCAGUUUCGCCAAGAGAAGCCAUUUACGUGGUUAUGUAUCAUGGCUGUCUCUUACCCUGGUUACCACAGCAAGCGAGAUGUGCUUGUUUCUAAAAUCACGGAGUUGAUUCAUACCGAGUUGAUGGUCGAGGUCGCGCCGAGCAUGGAUAUGCUUCUGGGUAUCAUUACCGCUAUUACCUGGGUCACUUACUCAAAGAGGCCAUUCCUGAACUUCUACUGCCAUAUGUUGAUGGGCAUUGCGUGCGACUUGGGGAUCAAUAAGGCAAUCUCCAAGGAUCAAUCUAUCAUGCAACAAUUCAAAUCGGCAGUGGGGAUGAGGUAUCCACACAGUACGGUCAGAACACUAGAGGAGCGAAGGGCUGCCCUGGGAGUAUUCCUCAUUACGUCAAGCACUGCGUUAUGCCUGGGAAGGAUCGACGCUCUCCGAUGGACUUCACAUAUGGAAGAGAGUUUGACCGUGCUGCUGAAGGCUAAAGAAUGCCCCGAAGACGAGCUUUUGGUGUAUCUGGUCAAGAUACAAUUGGUUAUGGAUAAAGUCUACCACGCCCGGCGAGACGGAGAAGAUCAGUCCCUGGCUCGGUUCUACAUUACAUCCAGCCAGGCCCAACUCAACUCCGUACGGAGUCAAAUCCCACCCCAUCUAAUUAAUACAAUCCCUAUCAUAUUGCACCUCAAUUCGGCGGAACUCAUCAUCCACGAGACCGCUAUGCAGGCCCCUUCCAUUCCGAAUUCCCCUCAACUCAAUCGUCUGGAAAGUCUUUAUACUUGUCUUCAAGCCGACAAAGCUUGGAUGGACUGCUGGCUAUCUAUCCCCCCAGCGACCUACCAGGGCAUCCCUUUCAAUAUCUUCUUCCAAUUCUCUCGAGCACUUGUAUCUCUCUACAAGCUUUCGACCCUGGACGACCCGGCCUGGGACAAGCAAAUGGUUCGAAAUACCAUAAAUGUCCUGGAUGUCCUUGACCGCAAUGCAUUUAAUAUGAAACGGUGUGCCGAAAUGAUUGAUAUAGAUUUAGAUCCGGAUUGGAGCAUCUUUGAGAAAGGCUGCAGAAUGAUCGCCUCGAUCAAACAGAGCUGGGAACCGAAACUCAUGGAGGUGUGGUAUCCUACCAUCCCCCCGAAGGGCUUGACGGCGGUCAGUUUCCAUCCGGGCCCGAGCUUCCUGGUGCGAUACCCAUGUCUGGUUUCGAUGAUGCAUGGAUGA
Penicillium chermesinum is the source of this 1488-nucleotide messenger RNA. Its product is annotated as fungal specific transcription factor domain-containing protein. Gene Ontology annotation, molecular function: transcription cis-regulatory region binding; DNA-binding transcription factor activity, RNA polymerase II-specific. The coding region runs from base 1 to 1488 and encodes 495 amino acids. The record is from RefSeq and is a predicted model, not a curated record. Lineage: Eukaryota; Fungi; Ascomycota; Eurotiomycetes; Eurotiales; Aspergillaceae. The transcript is spliced from 5 exons. Gene Ontology annotation, cellular component: nucleus. Gene Ontology annotation, biological process: regulation of DNA-templated transcription.